Messenger RNA from Lodderomyces beijingensis, 804 nucleotides. Lineage: Eukaryota; Fungi; Ascomycota; Pichiomycetes; Serinales; Debaryomycetaceae. The record is from the annotation of a GenBank genome assembly.
AUGCCAUUCCAGCUGAGCUACCGGUUUGCAGGGCAUUCCAAAUGGGCAAACAUCAGACACGACAAGGCCAAGAACGAUGCAAAAAGAUCGAAGGAAGCAGCAUUCAUUUCCUCGCGGAUCGAGAGCUCAGUUCGGCACGGGGGUAAAGAGGGCAACGCCAAUUUGGAGCUGUUGAUCGAUAAAGCGAAGAAGUUGAAUGUGCCGAAACAGGUCAUCCAGAGCGCCAUCAAGCGCGGCACGGGGGAAAUUGCAGCUGGUACUGAGCAGAGCGAAGUCACGUACGAGUUUAUGGGGCCCGGUGGAGUUGCGUUGAUGGUGUCGGCGCUAACCGAUAACAAGGCGAGGACAGUGAUGAGGGUGAAGAACGCGUUGGCGUACUUUGACGCUUCCAUGAGCUCGUGUAACUACAUGUUCACCAAAAAGGGUGAAAUUGUGUUUGAGCCGUUGCAGAAGGAGGAAGACUUUGACCAAGUGUUUGAAACUGCCAUUGAGAUCGGAGCUGAGGACAUUGAAGAAGUAGAACUCGACGAGUCCAAUGCAAGUGCGCGCGGCAAGCUUUUCAGGUUAAUCUGCGCUGAUUCUGAUCUCCAUAGCAUUUGCAACCAAUUGAGCAACAAAGGCUACAAGUUGGUUGAGAGUUCAGUGAGAUUCGUUGCCGAGGCUGAAAACCAGGUGGAGUUCCCCGAGGCCAACUCCAAGGGGUUUUUGAGGGCUUUGGACAACUUGGACCAGACGCCAGAGGUUACCGACUACUUUACGAAUAUUGAAAACGAACAUCAAACAAGAAUCUUGGCUUCACUUUAG